Caretta caretta (loggerhead turtle) is the source of this 1508-nucleotide messenger RNA. It is a transcript of the gene IMP3, whose product is annotated as IMP U3 small nucleolar ribonucleoprotein 3. The record is from RefSeq and is a predicted model, not a curated record. Gene Ontology annotation, biological process: rRNA processing; ribosomal small subunit biogenesis. NCBI's taxonomy places the organism in Eukaryota, Metazoa, Chordata, Testudines, Cheloniidae. Gene Ontology annotation, cellular component: Mpp10 complex; small-subunit processome. Gene Ontology annotation, molecular function: rRNA binding; snoRNA binding.
UCCCAGCGCCGCGAGCCGGCAGUUCCGGUUUCCCCCCGCCCGGGGCUGUGACUGCGCCGGGGUCCCGCUCCUGCUCGCGCGUGACAGGCAGCUCCCGCGCGCCGGCCUCCCCCCUCCCGCGCCCGGCUCCCCGCGGCCCCGCACCGCCCCGCAGGAUGGUGCGGAAGCUGAAGUUCCACGAGCAGAAGCUGCUGAAGCGGCUGGACCUGGUGAGCUGGGAAGCGGCCUCGGGGAACCUGGCCGAGCUGCGGGUGCUGCGGCGCUACCGCCUGCAGCGCCGCGAGGACUACACCCGCUACAACCAGCUCAGCCGGGCCGUGCGGGAGCUGGCGCGCCGCAUCCGCGACCUGGGCGAGGCCGACGCCGCCUUCCGGGCCCGCUGCACCGCCGCGCUGCUGGAGAAGCUCUACGGGCUGGGGCUGGUGAGCUCCAAGCACUCGCUGGAGCAGUGCGAGCGGGUCUCGGCCAGCGCCUUCUGCCGCCGCCGCCUGCCCUGCCUGCUGCUGCGGCUCCGCAUGGCCCAGAAGCUGCGCGACGCCAUCACCUUCAUCGAGCAGGGACACGUGCGGGUGGGGCCCGAGGUGGUGACCGACCCCGCCUGCCUGGUGAGCCGCGCCAUGGAGGAUUUCAUCACCUGGACCGAUUCCUCCCGCAUCCGCCAACACGUGCUGAACUACAACCAGGAGAGGGAUGACUUCGACCUGGCCUGUUAGGAGAGCAGGGGCCCUGCUGGCUAAUACGCUUCACCAGCCUGGGAAGAGACUCUGGACCCAGAUAUGCUGCUCCUCCAUGCCACUGGGAGUGGGGCUUGACCUGCAUGUGCUGCCCUGGCCCAGUUGUUCUGUGUACCACCUCCCCCUGCAAAGGGAUUCCUGGCUCAGAUGGGCCUUGUCUGAUACUACCCACCUCCUCUGUGAAGAGAUUCAUAGCCCAUAUGGGCUGAGCCCCAGUACCACCCACCUCCUCUGCAAAGGGGCUAUUGGCUCAGUUGUGCCACCAUGCCUGCUUCCUACCACCUCCCUGUGAAGGGACUCCUGGCUCAGAUGGGCUGAGCCCAAUACCACCCACUUCCUGUAGGAAGGGACUUCUGGCCAGAUGGGCUACUAAGCUCUCUGCAAGCCUCUGUCUCCUCUGUGACAUUGUACCCUCCUGCUGCAAAGACCAUUAGCAAAACAGGCAGAACGGUGUUGUUCUGUUGUCACCAUCAGAGGGCCAUCUAGAAGGAACUAAUGAACAAAUGCUCUCCUAGCCAGGAAAACAAUGUAGAGGGCAACUGAAGAUUUAAAUUUUGUUGCUCAAAUGUGGUGUUGGAAGAGAUACAGGUUUUAUACUUUUGCCUUGUCAAGGGGCUUGUCUCUCACAAUAGUCACUCUUUCAAAAAUAAAUCAAUAGGGAUAGUUCUGUUUUCAGAAUUCAACUUCGCUAGUUAUGCUAACAUUGUAAUCAGCAGCAAUACCUAACAUAGUCCUCAUGACUUUCUCACUUUUAAUAAAGCUGAAAUUACUUUU